UAUUAGGCAGUAAGUUGUGGUGCAGCAUCACUGUUACUGCCACCAUGAAGUUCGUCUGUAUCUUGGCUCUGGUCGGCCUCGCUGUCGCCGCCCCUAACAAAUUCAUCCCCAGGACUGGGAAGGAAUGGACUCCCGCAUCACUCGUCAACCCUGAUGAGCUGGGUGACUACUUUGAGGGGGACAUAGAGGGGCCGCUGCCAGGCAUCCUUAAGAACGGACUAAUUGAUGAGAAGUAUCGCUGGGAUAACGGCAUCGUCCAUUACAAGUUUUCCUCACAUUUCGCUGAAGAAAAGAGGGACAUUGUGCGUGCCGCGAUGGACGAAUACAAGGACCUAACGAAUGGCUGUAUCACCUUCGUGGAGAGGACUGACGAGAAGGACUACGUGUACUUCACCCAGGACAACGACCACGGUUGUCACAGCAAGGUGGGGAAAGUGGGUGGCAGUCAGGAGAUUAACUACCCAGACUGGUGCUUGAAGAAGCACGGGUCCAUCCUGCACGAGAUGUAUCACGCCCUUGGUUUCCACCACGAACAGUCCCGCACUGACAGAGACGACUACGUCACCAUCAUGUGGGACAACAUCGAGAGUGGUCAUGAGCAUAACUUCAACAAGUACUCAGCCGACGUGGUGAGUGGCUUCGGUGAGAACUACGACUACGGCUCCGUGAUGCACUACUCGGCCCACGCCUUCUCUGAAAACGGCGAGAAGACCAUUGUCACGAAGGACCCAGACGCAGAGAUCGGACAGCGCAUUAAACUGAGCGACGUCGACCUCAGAAAGCUGAUGAAUAUGUACAAGUGUUAGUGUGUGAGUGAUUCUUCUGCUGACAGCACCUCACCCGAGUCUGUUUAUAAUCUGAUCUCCAACGUAAUAGUUGUUGAACAGAUGUAAAAACACUAUAACAGUAAUAACUAAAAGAAAAAAAACAUGUGUUUAGUUUCCCUCACGCAGUAAUAAAAGGUGGUAACAAU
Messenger RNA from Homarus americanus (American lobster), 973 nucleotides. Its product is annotated as zinc metalloproteinase nas-4-like. The record is from RefSeq and is a predicted model, not a curated record. Lineage: Eukaryota; Metazoa; Arthropoda; Malacostraca; Decapoda; Nephropidae. Bases 45 to 806 code for a protein of 253 amino acids. Gene Ontology annotation, molecular function: zinc ion binding; metalloendopeptidase activity. Gene Ontology annotation, biological process: proteolysis. The transcript is spliced from 6 exons.